AUGGAAUCCGAUCGGGUCAUCGAAAGUAAUUGGACAGAGACGGUCGAGCAAUUCGAUCAGAUGAAUUUACGAGAUCCACUUUUACGUGGUAUUUAUGGUUAUGGUUUUGAACUACCGUCUGCUAUUCAGCAACGUGCCAUUAAACCAUGCAUAUCAGGCCGAGAUAUUAUUGCACAAGCACAAUCCGGUACUGGAAAAACAGCUACAUUUGCCAUCUCUAUUCUUCAACAACUAGAUCUUGAUUUGAAAGAAUGUCAAGCGCUUAUUUUGGGUCCAACAAGAGAGUUAGCUCAAGCAAUCCAAACAGUUGUAUUGGCGUUAGGUGAUUAUAUGAAUGUCACGUGUCACGCUUGUGUUGGUGGUACAAAUGUUCGUGAUCACAUUAAACGUCUUGAACAAGGCGUUCAAAUUGUUGUUGGAACGCCUGGACGGGUCUUGGAUAUGAUAAAUCGUCAAGCACUUCGUAGUAAACACAUCAAAAUAUUGGUAUUAGACGAAGCUGAUGAAAUAUUGUCGCAAGGUUUUAAAGAGCAAAUUUGUGAUAUUUUUACAACGAUACCUGAAAAUAUUCAGGUCAUUCUCGUAUCUGCCACUUUACCUAGUGAAGUAUUAGAUGUAACAACAAAAUUUAUGAAUGAUCCAAUCAAAAUUGUUAUAAAAAACAAAUAG
Molecule: messenger RNA, 669 nt
Organism: Didymodactylos carnosus
Lineage: Eukaryota; Metazoa; Rotifera; Eurotatoria; Philodinida; Philodinidae
Source: the annotation of a GenBank genome assembly